This is a messenger RNA of Kwoniella shivajii, 393 nucleotides long. RefSeq lists its product as uncharacterized. Gene Ontology annotation, molecular function: DNA binding; transcription coactivator activity. Bases 1 to 393 code for a protein of 130 amino acids. The record is from RefSeq and is a predicted model, not a curated record. Gene Ontology annotation, cellular component: transcription regulator complex; nucleus. The transcript has 5 exons. Lineage: Eukaryota; Fungi; Basidiomycota; Tremellomycetes; Tremellales; Cryptococcaceae. Gene Ontology annotation, biological process: positive regulation of transcription initiation by RNA polymerase II.
AUGCCACCAAGAAGGGCUUUGAGCUCAUCCGAUGACGAUUCCGAUGUAAAACCUUCCGUAUCGAAAGCUUCAACUUCAAAGCCAAACAAAUCAGAUGAUGAACCCAAGAGUAAAAAAGUGAAAAAGAACACUUCAAAUGAAGAAGGUGCAGUUGAAGUAGAACAGAAUGAACAAGGUGAUCAAUAUAUCAAGCUCUCUGAAGUAAGACGAUUAACAGUACGAACAUUCAAAGGGAAAGUCCUGGUAGAUAUGAGAGAGAUGUAUAAGGAUAAAGGGACAGGUCAGAUGAAACCUGGUAGUAAAGGUAUAUCAUUGACCAAAGAGCAAUGGGAUUUGAUCAAAAACAAUAUCAAUAACGUAGAUGACAUGAUAGCUAAAGUCAAUGAGAAAUAG